Messenger RNA from Cephus cinctus (wheat stem sawfly), 906 nucleotides. RefSeq names its product COMM domain-containing protein 5. Bases 110 to 733 code for a protein of 207 amino acids. The transcript has 4 exons. The record is from RefSeq and is a predicted model, not a curated record. NCBI's taxonomy places the organism in Eukaryota, Metazoa, Arthropoda, Insecta, Hymenoptera, Cephidae. Gene Ontology annotation, cellular component: nucleus.
GCUAAUAACAACCAGUAGCCAAUUAAGUUUGAAAAAGAUUAUAGUUCGUUAAUAUCAUUUAUCGUACUCUCUUGAACGAAAAAAAGAAUUUAGAUUAUACAGAUUUAAAAUGUCAACAACCUUUCAAAUGCAAGUACAUUCAUCUUUGGCUAAUAAAAUAAAGUACCUAGCUGAAUUAAAAAAAAUGAUUGCUAGACCUCUCACACAGUUGGCUGUAAAAGCUAUUGAACAGGAACACAUUGAGCCUGGUAUUCUGGAGAGAAUUAGUGAAAAAUAUAACGUUCCUCAAGAAAAUGUUGAUGAGUGGUAUGCUGCAAUCUUAACAAUCCUAAGAUUACAUUUACGAUCAACAGCAGGAUCUGUAAAACCCACAGAAUUUAAACAGUGUCUUCAAGAAUUAAAAUUGGCCCCUGAAUGUAUAGAAGAUCUCUCUACUGUUGUGUAUGGACAAAGAAGACCAGUGUUAAUUCAUGGUUUGAUCAAUGAUACCAACUUUUAUCCUAGAUUAAAAUCUUGCAAAUGGCGUGUUGAUAUCACCAUUUCUUCAAGCGUUUUAUCUCGAGUACUUGAACCAAGUAUUCUGAUGGAAUGGACUUUGAAUACCGGAGAACGUCACAUUUUUGAGCUCUCUUUAGCACGAUUUCAUCAACUGAGACAUACAGUUGCAAGUUUACUGUUAGAAAUGCAAUCCAUGGAAAAUUGUGGUCUUCUGAAAAGUGUUCAGACUAGUUAGCAGAGUUUCUGUAUGUACCCUGAACACCUUACUACUACUUAAGUGCCAUGCAAAUAUAAUUCUUCAUUGUGCAAUAGUAUAUAACUUCUAUAGAUUCCUUUAUACCAUAAAAAGUUAUAUCUGAAUGAUUAACAAAGAUCUGUAGUGGUUGGAUAAAUUCUUUUUUAUAUAAA